Molecule: messenger RNA, 1527 nt
Organism: Cuscuta campestris
Lineage: Eukaryota; Viridiplantae; Streptophyta; Magnoliopsida; Solanales; Convolvulaceae
Source: the annotation of a GenBank genome assembly
CAGUAUCAACUGGCUCCUUGGUCAUCUGACGUCAACUCCAAUUUUGAAAUGUCACCUGCUGACUAUGCUGUGAUUAAAGAUGGGCUAGACCUGGUAGCAGGAGUGAUUAGCUCUUCAGACCCUCAGACAGGAAGAGUUUGGGAUCCAUCGGUUCGUCCUCACUUUGAUAUUACAGGUGAUGCUACAAAAGGCAUGGCCGGAAAUGAUUUUGGCAGUUCUCCUUCUGCAAGCAGGGAGGCUGUUCUUGUCGGUGCAUCUACUCAGUUUUCAAUCACCCGGGACCAAAAUAUUUCAAAGUUAAAAAAUGAAGAAAUACCAACUAAACAAGUGACAUUUAGUGAAAUUAGCAACAGUAAUGCAACAGAUGAUCCUGACAAUGAGAGAACUAACAAUGAUAGAGAACCUUCAGUUAGUUGGGUUUCUAAAAGUUCUCCUUAUGUAACUUCACAAGAGGAUCCAAUGUCCACAUACUCGUCAUAUUUACCUCCUGUUAUGGAGGAACCUACUACAUCUUACUCAGAAGCUGCAGAUGAUGAUCCUUUACCUGCAAUAGAAGGGCUCCAAAUUUCAGGUGAAGCAUAUCCAGGGCGAGAACUCCAAGCAUCCGGAUACUCUAUCAAUGGAACAACCAGCUGCAUUUUUGAGUGGAUUCGGCAUAUGGAAGAUGGAUCCUAUAUCUACAUAGAUGGGGCCCAGCAACCUGUGUAUCUUGUUACUGCUGAUGAUGUUGACACUUACCUAGCCAUUGAAGUUCGGCCACUGGAUGAUAGGAAGCGAAAGGGUGAAGCGGUAAAGGUUUUUGCAAAUGAGCACAAGAAAAUAACUUGUGAUUCUGAUAUGCAAAAUUUCAUAGAGAGAACACUUAGCAGUGGUCAUGCUUCAUUUAAUGUAUCCUUGUGGACAGGAUAUCUUGACAUAUGGGAGCCAGCUAUUUUGGCUAUAAAGAGGGAUGGUUUCAGUAUCAAGUGUUCUGGAACUAAUAGUGUUGUGGUUGACAAAUUUUCGCCAUCUAUAACUGUUUCUAUUCCAUUUGCAUGUUCUGGGGAUUUUUCAGUAACCGAUAGUCGAGGGGAUCGACAUCUAUUGAGGGUAACAAAUAUCAGCUAUUCCAGGGAUGCCAUUGUUCUCAUCAUGAAAUAUUUAAUUUUAAAGGCUGGUGAGAAAAAAAGGAAGACACGAAAAAGGAGCUUGUUCUUCAACAAGGAAGACAAGAAAAGAUGAUGAUUGUUGAGGCGGGAGUACUUCCACAUGCGUAGUUUGAGGGGGACAUAGAGAGAAAAUCUCUUUGCCAUAGUUUCUUCAUAGUUGCGACUAUUGCGCGAAAGACAUGACAGAUUCUCUUUCAUUUUGUUUGGAGUAAUGUGAACAAAAAUGCACACAUUCUGCUGUAGUUAUUAUAGGCAUUUGUAUCAUGUGUUGGUAAAAAAAAGUAGACAGAUGGGGAAAGUGAGGAAGAGUGCUUAGAGAGUGUAAAUUUUUAUACUGUUCUUGCACUGUAACUGUACAGAGGUGAUUUGCAAAUGUGAU